AUGUGGUCCAUGCUUGCUGAUCGAGGAGGAGGAGGCAGCGAGGGAAGAGUGGGUGGGCGGGCGUCCGUCGUCCUUGCGAAGAAAGUGGCCUCCCUCGAUGCUGUUGAGUUGCCUCCUUCGUAGCAUACGUCGUCGACCCCGGAUCUCUUGCCCUAGCGGAGCAAUUGCUCGCCAAACUGCUGCUGCGUCUCUUAAUGCUUGCUCCGGUCCUGGAGAGAUCUUUUUUCGUGCCUUCGUCGCUCAGGAUCCCACGCGCAGCAAUUUGUUGUCUGAUCGGGUAGUGGUAGACGUCGAGGGAAGUGGUGUGGAGCGCAGUGAGGUGAGGUGAGGCGAGGCGAGGCGAGGCGGACGAGUUGGGUGGGAGGGGAGGGGACGGAGGCUUGAGCAGGACGAGUCGUAGGGUUGGGUGCAUGUAAGAGGCUGGUGUUUAAAGAGUGGGGUGUUUUUUUUGAGCCCCGCUUGGGGGCGGGGAUUUAGGGGCAGAAAAAAUGGCACAAAAUGGCAAGCCGAUGCCGGUGUUGGAUCAGCAGAGCACGCGCGAGCUUAAUUUGACGGUGCUGCAGCGCAUGGAUCGUCAUGUGGAGGAUAUUCUAACCACUGCAGCUCAUGUUACCUUCUACGAGUUUAAUGUCGAGCAAAGUCAAUGGAGCCGCAAGGAUGUGGAAGGCUCUCUUUUUGUUGUGAAACGGCGAACACAACCUCGGUUCCAGUUUAUCGUUAUGAAUCGGCGUAGUACAGAAAAUCUUGUUGAAGAUCUUCUUGGUGACUUUGAGUACGAAGUGCAAGUACCAUAUUUGCUGUACCGGAAUGCCGCCCAAGAAGUGAAUGGCAUCUGGUUUUACAACUCAAGGGAGUGUGAAGAAGUGGCGAAGCUCUUCUCUAGGAUCCUAAAUGCCUUCUCAAAAAUUCCGCCGAAGCCCAAAUUGUACGCUUCUCCGAGUUCUGAGUUUCAAGAACUCGAAGCAGUUCCUACAGCUGCCCUUGUAGAGGGGCCUUUGGAGCCUUCAGCUCCACCUCAACAAACGGCAUCGGAAGUUUUGGAAGAGCCUCUGGAGCAAUUCUUCAGGAAUGCAGUACAUAUUGGCAGCCCUGAGACCUCGGCGUCUACCUCUGCUCGACCUCCUUCUGCUUCACAUGCUUUGUCUGUACGACCUGCAUCUGUGACCUCCCCCAACCUUACCCCGAUGCCUGUACCUUCCCCUUCUCCUCCAUCUACAGGAAUUCCCCACACGCACACCCCUAUGGCUCCACCUCUGUCUUUGGAAGUACCUGAUUUUGGAGGACCUAUCCUCCUGAAACCUUCAUACUUUGUACCACCACCCCUCUCUUCUGCUCCUGCAGUCACCCCGCUUGUUCCGACAUCCAUUUCUAUGCAACCAUCACAUGGCGCACCUUUACUGCAGCCAUUUCCUCCCCCAGCCCCACCACCUUCUCUAGCACCUGCUUCUAUCCCUCACGGUUUAUCGAUUACGAGGGAUGGGGUCCGUGACGCACUUUUUCGCUUGUUUCAGAACGAUCAUUUCAUCGACAUGGUAUAUCGGGAGAUGCUCAAUGCACAUUCAACAUAGCACUGGACAAAUCAGUAUUAUACUAUAGUUUGGGACGUGUGUGUUAUAGACGGUGUUGUGUGAUACCUCAUUGGUAAGAGUUUUUUUUCUGUAGAUUGCUCAUUUAUGUCAGUCAGCUCUGAACUAAGCAGCUUAAUCUGAGCAAGAUUCGCACGUAGGAUGUACAUCAAAGUACUGGUUUGUCUUGCUCCCCGUUUCCGAUGACAUAUUUGGGGAAAAAUGUAGGACCUUGUGUACAACAUGUAGGCCAGUUUUGUUUAUAUUACAAGAAUGUGAAUUUAAUGGGUGAAAGGCUGGAUUCUAGUUCACGCAGCACAACCGACCACUUGAAAUAGCUAGUUAGUAAUGAACACAUCUGUUUUAGAGACAACUGGGGUUAAGUAGGUCGGUGGUCAAGUCUGGCAGGGUGGUAGAAAAAAAGAUAGAUUUUUUAAAUACUUUUAAGCCGAUCAGAAGGAACAUAUCAGAAGUGGCUCUGUCUGUGGUGCUGAACGUAGGAAGAAUCUUUGUACUCCGUACCAUAAUUGUGUAACAUUGGAGCUCAUCUGUAACAAGUCUCCAUUUAAGCUGUAGCUUCGUCGACAUUGGUUGGAACUUCACAGUGACUGGUGAAGUGAAGAGAUGGGGACUGUCCAGUCACAUGCAGACUAACUCCGCAGUUUUGUAAAUUGCACUUCUGUAACCUGGCAAAGCUGUGGGAACUUUGCUAAAAGUUCUCAUUCCAAGCUUUGUUAUUUAGCUUUUUGGCGAUGUAGUGGACGACUUAUUCAACUUUUCAAUUUG
Molecule: messenger RNA, 2351 nt
Organism: Marchantia polymorpha subsp. ruderalis
Lineage: Eukaryota; Viridiplantae; Streptophyta; Marchantiopsida; Marchantiales; Marchantiaceae
Source: the annotation of a GenBank genome assembly